AUCCCACUUGCAGCCGCAGCAACUACCGCACCCAGUCUCACAAACGAUACCGCCGCGAAACACGAACGCAUACAAAGAACGCAGCUUCUCUGUAGCCGGGAUCGACAUAUCAAAUACCCGAGUGGCUGAUCGUCUGAUCAAACAGCCGCAAAAAUGGGUCGCGCCCUCAAGCAUCACGAAUCGAAGCUUCUUCGCAAGGUCGACUUCAUCACAUACAAGCAGGACAACGACCAUCGCGAUGCGAACAUUCGAAGGCGGUACAUGAUCCAGAAGCCGGAGGACUACCACAAAUACAACAGGAUAUGCGGAUCUAUCCGCCAGCUUGCACACCGUCUUUCACUUCUGCCUCCCGAAAGCGCGGUCCGUCAGAAACACGAAAAACUCCUCCUCGACAAACUGUACGAUAUGGGUAUUCUCUCCACAACAAGCAAGCUCUCCGCCGUGGAGAACGGCGCAACAGUCUCCGCCCUCGCCAGGCGGCGCAUCCCCGUCGUAAUGACGAGGCUACACAUGGCUCCCACAGUCCAAGCUGCCACAAAGCUUAUCGAGCAGGGCCACGUUCGAGUCGGCACCGAGACAAUCACAGACCCGGCUUUCUUCGUGACGAGAAACAUGGAGGAUCUGGUCACAUGGACCGCAGGCAGCAAGAUUAAGAGGAACAUCAUGAAGUACAGGGACAAGCUGGAUGAUUUUGAGCUGCUAUAAGAGGGCCGUGUGUGUUUGGGGUGGGUAGCGGAAGAUGAUAAGAAGCUUAUCCCAAGGGGCAAAGAGGUGCCCCAAUGGGAUCUGACCAGUACAACAGACCCAGUUCACUUGAAUAUCCGAAUGCAACAGAGAAUCAUCAGUACCUUGCUUCCAUUUCAAGAGUACAUUG
Molecule: messenger RNA, 874 nt
Organism: Verticillium dahliae VdLs.17
Lineage: Eukaryota; Fungi; Ascomycota; Sordariomycetes; Glomerellales; Plectosphaerellaceae
Product: U3 small nucleolar ribonucleoprotein IMP3
Exons: 3
Coding region: 154-705 (183 amino acids)
Biological process (GO): rRNA processing
Cellular component (GO): Mpp10 complex; small ribosomal subunit; small-subunit processome
Molecular function (GO): structural constituent of ribosome; rRNA binding; snoRNA binding
Source: RefSeq, a predicted model, not a curated record